Molecule: messenger RNA, 5501 nt
Organism: Quercus robur (English oak)
Lineage: Eukaryota; Viridiplantae; Streptophyta; Magnoliopsida; Fagales; Fagaceae
Product: RNA polymerase II C-terminal domain phosphatase-like 3
Exons: 12
Coding region: 333-4502 (1389 amino acids)
Cellular component (GO): nucleus
Molecular function (GO): RNA polymerase II CTD heptapeptide repeat phosphatase activity
Source: RefSeq, a predicted model, not a curated record
AAUUCUCCCUAUCUCUCUCUGACAACUCUGUUCAAAAACAUUUUUAUUUUUAUUUUUCUUUUUUCUUCCUGGGAAGAAAAAAAAAAAUGAAUGUAAAAUUUUAAUUCACUCUCAAAAAAUUUAGAUCUGAAACUGACAGAGAAAAAAAAAAAAAAGAUUGAUUCACUCUCGAAAAAAAUCUAUCAUCCAAUUCAGAUCUUUGACAAAGCUAGAAACAAAAUUUGAAAAUUUUUGUUUUUUGUUUUUUUGUGUGUAAAAGAUCGGCGAUGGUGAUGAAUUUGGUUGUGUGUUUGUGAAACUUUGAAAUCAAGAUUUUGAUAUAUAAAUUGUAUAUGGUUGUUAGUGGAUCUAAUAGUUUGGAGUGGAACAAUUGUGUGGAAAUUGAAGGAGAAGAAACCCUAGGAAAGAUGGGGAAAGAAGAGAACAAAGUUGAAGAUGUGGAAGAAGGUGAGAUUUCCGAUACGGCUUCAGUGGAGGAGAUCAGUGAAGAGGAUUUUAUUAAGCAAGAGACUAGUAGUAAGGUAUCGCCGAAACCGAAAUCGGAAGCUAGGGUUUGGACGAUGCAAGAUCUGUAUAACUAUCAAGUUUCGAGGGGAUAUGCUUCGAGUCUGUACAAUUUGGCUUGGGCACAAGCCGUGCAGAAUAAGCCACUGAAUGAUAUUUUCGUUAUGGAUGUUGAGAAGGACGAGAAAUUGAAGCGAUCGUCGUCUACUGCUUCUACUACUGCUGCUACUACUACUACGCUGCCGCCGCCGCCGGCGGUGGCGUCGGUGGUGGUUGUGGAGGAGAAGGUGAAGAAUGACAAGGUGGUUGAUGAGGUCGUGAUUGAUGAUAGUGGUGAUGAUAUGGAUGUGGAGAAGGAGGAUGGGGAGUUGGAGGAAGGUGAGAUUGAUUUGGAUUCGGAAACUGUCGAAAAGGAGGAGGAGGUUGAAAUGACAGUUGAAAUGGCUGUUGAAAAGGCGGCCGAGGUGAAGCCAGAGGUGGAGGAAGUUAAACUUAAAGUUAUAGCUAAAGAAGAGGAAGAAGAAGGGGAAGGGGUUUCGAGUAUUGAGAGUGUGAAUGUUGAAAGACUAGAGAUUGAUUCUAAAGAGAAGGAAUUGGCGAAGCGGGUGGAUUCGAUUCGAGAAGCUCUGGGGAGUGUGAAUGUGAUUGAGGCAGAGAAAUCAUUUGAGGAAGUUUGUUCCCGAGUGCGCAGCAAUUUGGAGAGCUUGCAGGAAGUGUUUUCAGGACUUAUUGUUCCGACAAAGGAUGCUCUUGUUCAAUUGUCAUUCACUGCCAUUCAAGCAGUACAUUCUGUGUUCUGCGCUAUGAACAUUAGUCAAAAGGAACAGAACAAAGAUAAUUUCUUGAGGUUAAUUUCUUAUGCCAACAACUGUGAUCCCCCUCUUUUCUCCUCUGACCAGAUCAAAGAGAUAGAGGUCAUGAAGCCCUCUGUGGAUUCUGUUGAUGCUUUGUCAAGUGGUAGAGCUGGUAAUAAAGAGAAAGAAAUACUGGCCUUUGAUGGGGCUACCAAUAAAGAUUCUGAUACUUCAACUAAAAAUGCUGGUCAUGAAUUGACUUCUUCUAAUAAGUUAUCUUCAGAUUCUGCAGCUAUUGGAUUCUCGGUCCAAAAUAACCAAAAUGUGUUAGCUGAAAGCUUGAAACAAGGACUGUCUAACUAUAAGGCUAAAGGGGCUCUACUCCCGCUGUUAGACCUUCACAAGGAUCAUGAUGCAGACAGUCUCCCCUCACCCACACGGGAAGCACCAUCAAGUUUCUACGUAAACAAAGGAAUGGCUGUUGGAGAUGGGAUGACUAAAUUGGUGUUGCCAACAACUAAGUUGGCGCAUGACACAGAAAAUUCUAAAUUGCACCUCUAUGAAACUGAUGCCUUCAAAGCUGUUUCUAGCUAUCAACAAAAGUUUGGUCGGAGUUCCUUCUUUACAAGUGAUAUGCUCCCUAGCCCAACUCCUUCGGCAGAUGAGGAUGAUGGGGAUGGUGACAUCAGUGGGGAGGUUUCUAGUUCUUCUACUGUUGGCAAUGUAAGAAAUGCGAAUUUGCCCAUUUUGGGGCAAUCAAUUGCCCCCUCCAUGGACAGUUCUAGCAUGCAAGGACUAAUUACUGCUGCAAGUGCUGCACCUACAACUUCUGGGUUGAAUCCUCCCAUAGUGAAAGCUUCAGCAAAGAGUAGAGACCCUAGGCUUCGGUUAGCCAAUUCUGAUGCGAGUGCUUUAGAUCUUAACCAACGCCCCUUAUCUAUGGUGCAUAAUGCACCUAAAGUAGAUUCUGUUGGAACAAUAAAUUCGAGAAAGCAAAAAAAUGUUGAGGAGCCUAGUUUGGAAGGUCCUGCAUUAAAAAGGCAAAGGAAUGGAUUAGAAAAUCCUGGAAUUGUUAGGGAUGUGAAAAUUGUGUCUGGAAGCGGUGGCUGGUUGGAGGACGCUGGUUUAGUUGGACCUCAGUUAAUGAACAGGAACCUGUUGAUGGAGAAUGCAGAAACUGAUCCCAGAAAAAUGGUUAAUGCUGUAAAUUGUCCUAGUACUAGUGCUAACACCAACGUGACAAUUAGUGGAAAUGAGCAGGUGCCAGUGACAAGUACCAGCACCACAGCUUCUUUGCCUGCAUUAUUGAAAGAUAUAGUUGUGAAUCCAACUAUGCUGAUAAAUAUACUUAAAGUGGGAGCCCAGCAAAUGUCUGUUGAUCCUGCUAAAAGUACAACUCAACUUCCAAGCACAAACUCAAUUCUUGGAGCGGUUCCCUUGGUGAAUGUUGCUGCAUCAAAGACCUUAGGGCUCUUGCAGAAACCAGCUGGAACAAUUCAAGUUCCUUCACAAAUAGCUCCCAUGAGCCAGCAGGAUGACUUGGGAAAAAUUCGCAUGAAACCACGUGAUCCUCGCCGGAUUCUCCAUGGCAGUGCACUUCAGAAGAGUUCAAGCUCGGGACAUGAGCAGCUCAAAACUAUUGUAUCCCCUAUAUCAAGCACCCAGGGAAGUAAGGACAAUAUGAAUGUUCUAAAGCAAGAGGGUCAGGCAGAUACAAAGUCAGGGCCUUCUCAAUCUGUUGCACCACCUGACUUUGCUCGGCUUUUCACCAAGAAUCUGAAAAAUAUUGCUGAUAUUAUAUCUGUUUCCCCUAUAUCAAGCACGCAGGGAAGUAAGGACAAUAUGAAUGUUCAAAAGCAAGAGGGUCAGGCAGAUAUAAAGUCAGGGCCUUCUCAAUCAGUUGCACCACCUGACUUUGCUCGUCUUUUCUCCAAGAAUCUGAAAAAUAUUGCUGAUACUAUGUCUGUUUCCCAAGCAUCGACAACUGUACCAAUAAUUUCUCAGAAUAUGUCUUCUGAAGCAGUAGCAGUAAAGUCAGACAAAGUGGAUGUGAAAGGUAUAGCUUCGAACUCAGAGGACCAGCAGAAUGGGAUGAGUUCAGCACCAGAAUUAGGUGUAGCAGCUGCUUCUCGUUCAGAAAACUCAUGGAAAGAUGUUGAACAUUUAUUUGAAGGAUAUGAUGAGCAGCAAAAGGCUGCUAUCCACAGAGAGAGGGCCAGGAGGAUAGAAGAACAGAAUAAAAUGUUUGCUUCCCGCAAGCUCUGCCUCGUCUUGGAUCUGGAUCACACGCUGCUUAAUUCUGCUAAGUUUGUGGAAGUAGAUCCGGUUCAUGAUGAGAUAUUAAGAAAGAAAGAGGAACAAGAUCGUGAAAAACCGUGGAGACACCUCUUCCGCUUUCCUCAUAUGGCAAUGUGGACCAAACUACGGCCUGGUAUUUGGAAUUUUUUGGAGAAGGCUAGUAAGCUUUAUGAGCUGCAUCUAUACACUAUGGGGAACAAGCUAUAUGCUACGGAGAUGGCAAAAGUGCUUGAUCCAAAAGGGGUUCUGUUUGCUGGACGCGUUAUCUCUAGGGGUGAUGAUGGGGAUCCUUUUGAUGGUGAUGAGAGGGUUCCUAAGAGUAAGGAUCUGGAAGGGGUUCUAGGUAUGGAAUCGGCUGUUGUAAUUAUAGACGAUUCUGUGCGGGUUUGGCCACAUAACAAACUGAACUUGAUAGUUGUAGAAAGGUACACAUACUUUCCCUGUAGUAGACGCCAAUUUGGGCUUCAAGGUCCUUCUCUACUGGAGAUUGACCAUGAUGAAAGACCAGAAGAAGGAACUUUGGCAUCCUCUUUGUCGGUUAUUGAGAGAAUACAUCAAGACUUUUUCUCCCAUCAGUCCUUAGAUGAAGCUGAUGUUAGAACUAUACUAGCUGCGGCGCAGCGGAAGAUUUUGUCUGGCUGUCGUAUUGUAUUUAGUAGGGUGUUUCCAGUUGGCGAAGCCAAUCCUCACCUACAUCCACUUUGGCAGACAGCUGAGCAGUUUGGUGCUGUAUGUACCAACCAAAUAGAUGAACAGGUCACACAUGUAGUUGCCAAUUCUCUUGGGACUGAUAAGGUUAAUUGGGCUCUUUCUACAGGAAGAUUUGUUGUUUAUCCAGGCUGGGUGGAAGCAUCAGCUUUGCUUUACCGGAGGGCAAAUGAGCGAGAAUUUGCCAUUAAAUCAUAAACAAUCCACUCCCUAAACCCCAAUGGUAAACUAAAACCUGAUAAUUAUAAAAUCAAGAAUGGCAUUAAAGUUAUGGAUGGAUCAUGAGGUCAUGCUUUGUAUGAUCAGGCUAGACCUGAGAAUGCUUGGCGUAGUUUUGAUUUGAGUUAUCCAUCCAUAAUAAGCUGUUGGCUGCACUUUCCCUUUCAUUGCCCGCCAAUUUUCUGAAGAGUUCAGCCAAAGCAUUCAUAAGAUUAGAUGCCAUGGUAGUCUUGAGCUUUUUCUUUAUUUGGGUGGCGUACAUUUUGUAGGGAAGACAGUACUGAGUCUGAGCGGUAGUUGACCAAUAUGAUUGAGGGGUUUGGUGACUAAAAUGUAACCCACUACGGCAAGAUUUUGGACAAAUAUUGGCCAGAGGCCUUGACAAUUGCUUGCACCAGUCUCCUUGGGUAACAAGAAUGGUGAUUUGAUGAUUGUAAAGUUUGGGAGAUCCAAAAUGUAAAAUUAAAGAUAAAUUAAAAAAACUGUUUGAGAGAGUAACCGAGUCACUGGAGUCGCUUUAAAAUGCACAAUUGUGAGAAUUCAUAUAUAUGUCAAGCAUGGAGACGGUUGAGACAGGGAGAGUCCUGAAUAGGAAGGAAGAAAAGGCUUGCUCUAACCUACUUUUAUACAAAAAAUUCUUGUUAUUUUUACUGGGAUGUGACUAAAUAUUACUGGUAAGGAGGUUAGAAGAAUGAUUUUGGAAAGCAUGGGGAGAGGAAUAUGCUGAUUUGGUUCGUUCCUGUUAAUCUAAUUGAGCUGCCCGGAUUCCUCUAUUUCCCCGGUUACCUGAUCUGAAAGUGAAUUUUUGCAUCCCACACGAUCAAUUUGGCUUGCCUUAAAGAAUACCCUGGGGAACAAAAGAAAAGUUUUCAACUUUUUAAUUUCCCUGGUUCAACAGCUUUAUAUGUUUAUCUUUUUAAAUUUGUAACCUAAAGGUUUGAGGGAAGUCAUUAAUAUCUAGGAACUUCUUUUUCUCUU